Messenger RNA from Acaromyces ingoldii, 3645 nucleotides. RefSeq names its product putative NEO1-P-type ATPase. The coding region runs from base 1 to 3645 and encodes 1214 amino acids. Gene Ontology annotation, cellular component: endosome; plasma membrane; trans-Golgi network. The record is from RefSeq and is a predicted model, not a curated record. Lineage: Eukaryota; Fungi; Basidiomycota; Exobasidiomycetes; Exobasidiales; Cryptobasidiaceae. Gene Ontology annotation, biological process: endocytosis; retrograde vesicle-mediated transport, Golgi to endoplasmic reticulum; phospholipid translocation. Gene Ontology annotation, molecular function: ATPase-coupled intramembrane lipid carrier activity; ATP binding; ATP hydrolysis activity. The transcript has 4 exons.
AUGUCGAGCAUGGGCGCCGACAACGCGUCGGGCUCGCGCUACUCGAAGCUAAAAGGGCAGAGUCGGGACCCAGCAGAGGACGCCGAUGAGAGUAGGGGCUUGCUGGGGGCCCACCUGGGAGCUGCAGGCUACCGCGACGAAGACGAAGACGAGGAUUCCGGAUAUCAGCCUCCUCCCCCUUCUUCAUCUCCUCUUCCCACUCCCACGCGGUCUCGCUGGAGCGUUUGGCCGUUUGGCAGAAGGGGCAGGGACACCAGGAAUUCAAGCCGGACCAUCACCUUUGGAGAGGCAGACCGCAACCGAACACGAUUUCCUCCCAACGUCGUGAGGAACCAAAAGUACAACGUUGUUUCGUUUCUCCCACUGGUCCUCUACGAGCAGUUCAAGUACUUCUUCAACCUCUACUUCCUUCUUGUCGCCCUCAGCCAGUUCAUACCCCCGCUCAAGAUCGGCUUCAUCGCGACGUACAUCGCCCCGCUCGCCUUUGUGCUCUUUGUCACCAUUGGCAAGGAGGCCAUCGACGACCAUGCACGCUACAAGCGAGACGUCGAGAGCAACAGCUCGCCGUACGAGACGCUGGUGUCGGGUGCCAGGCUGGAGCCUCGUCGCAAGAAGAGGGAUGACCGAGAGAGGCAGCUCACCGAUGGAGUCAGCCUCAUCCCAAAGCCCAGCUCCAAGCUGCGAGUCGGUGAUCUUGUCCUCCUGCACAAGAACCAACGCGUGCCGGCCGACAUGGUCUUGCUGCGUACCACUGCUGGCGACCACGCCUCGACGGGGCCUAGACGCUCUCUGGUGGCUGAAGAAACCAACUUCAUCCUGGGCGAGGAUGACGAAGAGGAGGAGGGGCAGGCUGCUCGUCCGAAAGGAGGCAAAGAAGAUGGGCCAGCUGAGGACGAGGGCGGCACCUGCUUCGUGAGGACCGAUCAGCUCGAUGGAGAGACAGACUGGAAGCUGCGUGUCGCAGUUGACUUGACGCAGCGAAUGAGCGAGGACGAGCUGGCAAAGUUGGAACAUCGGGCCAGUGUAUAUGCUGGCCCUCCCAUCAAGGACAUCCACACCUUUGUCGGUAACUUGACAAUCCACCCGAGCCCAUUGGAAGAUGUCUCAAGAGCCUCUUUGCAAGACGACACCGUCGUUGGCGAUCUCAUUGGAACGCCAGAGCCUUCCACUUUGCCAAAGGGGCGAGCGAGGGACUCGGCCAUCAAGCUCAGUCGACAGGCCCAGGUGGCGCCCUUGACCGCCGAGAACGUGCUGUGGGCCAAUACAGUCCUGGCAGCGGGGAGUGCGCUGGGUGUCGUCGUCUACACUGGCCGGGAGACUCGAGCGGUCAUGAACACGAGCCAUCCGUCUACGAAGAUGGGCAUCCUAGACCUCGAGGUCAAUAAGCUGUCCAAGAUCCUUUGCGGUGUGACUUUUGCCCUCUCCGUCGGCCUCGUCGCCCUCAACGGCUUCCGUGGUCAAUGGUACAUCUACAUCUUUCGCUUCCUCAUUCUCUUCAGCUCCAUCAUCCCCAUCAGCCUUCGCGUCAAUCUCGACAUGGGCAAGACGGUGUAUGCGCGCCAGAUCAUGAACGACAAGGAGAUUCCAGGCACGCUGGUCCGGACCAGCACUCUUCCAGAAGAGCUCGGCCGCAUCGAAUACCUCCUAAGCGACAAGACCGGCACGCUGACGCAGAAUGAGAUGGAGCUCAAGAAGUUGCACAUGGGCACCAUGAGCUACAGCUGGGACAGCAUGGACGAAGUGGCCAGGCAGCUCGCCGCAGCCAUGGAGCAACAGCGAGAGGCACAGCAGAACCAAGUCGGCGGCGCUGGCGGACCAGGAAGUCCCAGCACCAUCAAGACCAACCCGAUGCUCGCCGCCGGUGGCAUGUUUGGCAGCCGAGGUCGUCGCGACAUGAGCUUGCGAGUCAAAGACGUCGUCAUGGCCUUGGCAUUGUGUCACAACGUCACGCCCGUCGAUGACAGCGAUGGAUCCAUCACAUAUCAGGCCAGCAGCCCAGACGAGGUCGCCAUCGUCCGGUGGACCGAAUCGGUGGGCCUCGCCCUGACAUCGCGCGAUCGAACCUCGAUGUCGCUGCGGACGCUGGCAGACGGCGCAACGCACGCCUUUGACAUUCUCGAGGUAUUCCCCUUCACCUCAGAGAGCAAGCGAAUGGGCAUCGUCGUCCGAGAUCGCGGCACUGGCGAGCUGACAUUCUACCAGAAGGGCGCUGAUGUCGUCAUGGCCAAGAUUGUGACGCAGAAUGACUGGCUGGACGAGGAGUGCGGCAACAUGGCCCGUGAAGGAUUGCGAACCUUGGUCGUGGGACGCAAGAGACUUAGCGAGGAGUCUUGGAAGGCAUUUGAAAGGUCCUACAAGGCCGCGAGGGUCCGCGUCAGUGGACGCAAUGAAGCCAUGGCGCACGCCAUCGACGAGCACCUCGAGCGCGACCUGGAGCUUCUCGGACUGACUGGCGUCGAAGACAAAUUGCAAGACGACGUCAGGACGACGCUCGAGCUCCUGCGCAACGCUGGGGUGCGCGUCUGGAUGCUGACUGGCGACAAGAUCGAGACGGCGACGUGCAUUGCCAUCUCGAGCAAGCUUGUCGCGCGCAACCAGUACAUCCAUCAAGUGGCCAAGCUCAAGUCGGUGCAGGAGGUUCGAGAGAUGCUCGACUUUCUCCGGUCCAAGCUCGACUGCUGCCUCGUCAUUGACGGCGAGUCGCUGCAGCUCAGCCUGGACAAUCACAAGACGGAGUUCAUCGAGCUUGCCACGCAGCUCACCGCUGUCGUCGCCUGUCGAUGCUCGCCAACGCAGAAGGCCGAUGUGGCACGACUGAUCAGGGGCCACACCCGGAAACGCGUUUGCUGCAUCGGCGACGGAGGCAACGACGUGUCGAUGAUCCAGGCUGCCGACGUGGGCCUCGGCAUCGAGGGAAAGGAGGGCAAGCAAGCUUCGCUGGCCGCCGACUUCUCCUUGACACAAUUCUCUCAUAUCACCAAGCUCGUGGUCUGGCAUGGGCGAAACUCGUACAAGCGGAGCGCCAAGCUGGCGCAAUUUGUCAUCCAUCGUGGUCUUAUCAUCUCGGUCAUUCAGGCCGUCUUUUCCUCCAUCUUCUACUUUGCUCCCAUCGCCCUCUACCAGGGCUGGCUCAUGGUCGGCUACGCCACCGUCUACACCAUGGCACCCGUCUUUAGCCUGGUGCUGGACCGCGACGUGAGCGAGGAUGUGGCACUACUCUAUCCGGAGCUCUUCAAGGACAUUGGCAGAAGCCUGUCGGCAAAGACGUUCACCGAGUGGCUUAUCGUCUCCAUCUAUCAAGGCGGCGCCAUCAUGAUUAUGAGUCUGGUCGUCUUUGAAAAGGAGAUGAUCAACAUUCUCUCCAUUUCGUUUACGGCGCUCAUCCUCAAUGAGCUCAUCAUGGUUGCCCUGGAAAUCACCACCUGGCACGUCUACAUGAUUCUCUCCGAGGUUGUCACCCUCAUCAUCUACUGCAUCAGCAUCACAUUCUUACCCGAGUUCUUCGAUCUCUCCUUCGUCCUGACGACGACGUUCCUUUGGAAGACGGCCGUCAUUGUGGCGGUGAGCAGCCUUCCGCUGUACUUCAUCAAACUGGCGAGAGCCACUCUGGCACCGCCGAGCUACAGCAAGCUGGCCAUGUCUUAG